CGCCAGCUGGAGAAGGAGGCGGGGAUCAUGUCCAAGCUGCGCCACACCAACUGCUGCCUGUACAUGGGCGCCUGCCUGGAGCCCCCCUGCCUCCUGAUGGAGUACUGCGCGCGCAGGAGCGUGGACAACCUGCUUGCUCAGGGGCUGAAGGACAAGAAGGCGGCCCGCCAGCUCAGCUGGCCUCGCCUGCUCAGCAUGGCCAGCGACGCGGCCAAGGGCAUGGUGUACCUCCACACACGGCAGCCAGCCGUGUACCACCGAGACCUCAAGUCAGCCAACCUGCUAGUCACCUCGCAGUGGCAGGUCAAGGUCGCCGACUUCAACCUCUCCCGAGCCCUGGAGCCUCACGAUUUUAUGAGCUCGCUGUGCAUUCAGAACCCGCGGUGGCUGGCGCCCGAGGUGCUGGCAGGAGAGGACGGCGGCCUGCCUGCAGACGUGUGGGCGUUUGGCACGGUGCUGUGGGAGCUGAUGACGUGGCGGGCGCCGUUUGAGGGCGCCAACCCGUACCAGAUCAUCAACAUUGUG
Molecule: messenger RNA, 525 nt
Organism: Chlorella variabilis
Lineage: Eukaryota; Viridiplantae; Chlorophyta; Trebouxiophyceae; Chlorellales; Chlorellaceae
Exons: 4
Biological process (GO): protein phosphorylation
Molecular function (GO): protein kinase activity; ATP binding
Source: RefSeq, a predicted model, not a curated record